CGGAACCCGCAAACAAUAAUCAAAUUUAAAUGUGGAAUUUGAAAUUUUUUCUAGAUUACAGAUUUUAUUAGACAUACCAUGUCGAGUUUCUGGGAUCGUCCAGGUGCACAAAUGCAGUAUGUGGCCGCAGCCAGCGCACAUUUAGGCGUGUUUAGCUUAGGAGCCACCAUAGGCUGGACAGCGCCAGCGCAACAAUAUAUAACAAGAGGAUACUAUGGAUUUAACGUCACAUUGAUGAAUUAUGGCUGGAUUUGUGGCAUGCUGCAGUUGGGCUGCUGCUUGGUGGCCGUGCCCGCAGGAUAUAUGGCAACUCGCUGGGGCUGCAAGUCUGUAAUGCUGUUGUUUGUGGUGCCUAAUCUGGGCGCUUGGGCGCUAUUGAUUUUUGCACCGAAUCUGGAGUUGCUGAUGCUGUCGCGCUUUCUGCUGGGAGUAUGUGGUGGCAGCUAUUUAGUUACGUCAACCAUGUACGCUGCCGAAAUAGCGCAGCUGGAAGCACGACGUGCGUUGGGCGCCUUUUUAGAGUUGUUCAUGGUGCUAGGCAUACUAUUUGCCUACGGGGCCGGCGCCUUUGGCCAAUACAAAAUACUCAAUUAUGCCUGCGCUGCAUUACCCAUAGCCUUAAUCAUUGCAUUUGCUUGGCUACCGGCAUCGCCAGUGUAUUAUCUGCGCCGCAGUAAAAUAGAAAAGGCUACAAGUGCUUUGAUACGUCUGCGCUCCGGUCAGUUGAACAGCUCGGGUGAGCUCAAUAGAAUGCAGGAAGAGCUGGCGGAAAUGCGGGAGUCACAGCAGUUCAAGAGCAAGCGCAAGCCAUUGCUGUUGAUCAUAGGUAUUAUGCUAUUUAAGAAUAUAACAGGCCGGCAGGCUAUCAUUUCCUACUCCACCUAUGUGUUUGAGAGCUUGCACCUGAAGAGCACAUUUCCCCUGGAUCUAUACUCAAUUGCAAUGGGCUUGUGUUUGCUGCUGUCAGCGCUGUUGACCUUUCCCGUCGUAAAGUGGGUCAAGCGUCGCUCGCUGUUCAUUUUCUCCAUGUUCUCGCUGAUUUUCAAUGCCGCCUUUGUGGGCGUUUAUUUUCAUUUACGUGAGGAUCGGAAUGAACGCAUUGGCGAUAGUUUGUCUUGGAUUAGCUUGGCCUGCCUCUACUGCCUGAUGUUCUUCAUGGGCUUGGGGUGUGGUAAUCUACCAUAUCUGGUUAUGGAUGAGUUGCUGGCGCAGCCCUUCAAAAGCGUCUACCAUUGGAUUGUGUUCACAUGCAGCUCAUUCUUUGGAUUCGCUAGCAUCCUAUCAUUUCCUGCUAGCGUCGUGUAUUGCACGAUAGAGGGCGCUUUCUGGUUUUUCAUGUGCUGUGCUUUUAUAGCAGUGUUCUAUUUGUUCUGCCUGGUGCCAGAGACGCGACCCGUGGAGGAAGGCGCAGAACCAGCGGAGCCUAAGCCAGUGCUGACUGUAAGAAGAUCAAAAUUUAACUUCAGAUGGAAGUGUUGAAAGUAACAAACAUUUAGCGUUGUCUGUCAUUAAACAAAGCUUGAGCUA
Messenger RNA from Drosophila busckii, 1527 nucleotides. RefSeq names its product glucose transporter type 3-like. NCBI's taxonomy places the organism in Eukaryota, Metazoa, Arthropoda, Insecta, Diptera, Drosophilidae. Bases 79 to 1479 code for a protein of 466 amino acids. Gene Ontology annotation, molecular function: transmembrane transporter activity. Gene Ontology annotation, biological process: transmembrane transport. The transcript has a single exon. The record is from RefSeq and is a predicted model, not a curated record. Gene Ontology annotation, cellular component: membrane.